Sciurus carolinensis (gray squirrel) is the source of this 810-nucleotide messenger RNA. Its product is annotated as glycine-rich protein 5-like. Lineage: Eukaryota; Metazoa; Chordata; Mammalia; Rodentia; Sciuridae. Gene Ontology annotation, cellular component: sperm midpiece. The record is from RefSeq and is a predicted model, not a curated record. Gene Ontology annotation, biological process: positive regulation of cytosolic calcium ion concentration. The transcript has 2 exons. Bases 150 to 617 code for a protein of 155 amino acids.
UGCCUGCCCCAUAGGCCCUCCUUCCUCUCCUUACCCCUCCACACCUCCUGCCUCGGGAUUCAAAAGCAGCCAAGCCUAAAAAGGCCUGCGGAAAAGCUCUGAGCUUAUCUAGAGCUGCUACCAAGAGCACCCAGCAAGAGCCUCCCAGGAUGAACGGCUUCCUCUUCCUUCUACUCACCUUCAGCUUCCUGGCUCUGACUCAGAUACAAACUGGAGUCUUGGGACAGACGACUGCUGCUGGGACUACUGCCGCGGCCGCGGGCAACACGAACACUGCGGGCGGCGGCGGCGGCGGCGGCAGCGGCGGCGGCGGGGGCGGCGGCAGCGGGGAAGGCAGCAGUGGUGCCGGCGGUGGUGCCGGGGGCGGUGCCGGCGGUGGUGCCGGCGGUGGUGCCGGGGGCGGUGCCGGCGGUGGUGCCGGCGGUGGUGGUGCCGGCGGUGGUGCCGGCGGCGGUGGUGCCGGCGGUGGGGCUGGCGGUGGUGGGGCCACCACGGUCAAAGGUUCCACAACGUUGAGACCUACCAAAGGUGGGGCCCCAGCUCUCAGCAACAUGGAUGGUGGCAGUGUCCUUUUCUUCUUGACCAACACCCUCAUCCACCUUUUCUACCUCAGCUGAGGUGACAGUGUCACCUCUAGCUCUAUGCCCCCUGAAAUAGCCGCCACCAUCACUAGCCAGAGAACACCUGCCCUCCGCCAACCCUCAGGAUGAUCCCAAGUGGUAGAAGUUGACAGGCAGUGCCACACAGGCAGUGGCCACACAGAGGUACUGAUGUGAAGGGGCAAGCUGGGGCUCAAUAAAGUUCUCCUUG